GCGACUGAUACCGAGGACCCCGAAGAGGAGCUGCUUGCUGAUGGUGCAGACGGUCUCCUUGACGAGUUCCUGGUUGAAGGCGAUGGUCUUGACGACGGAGCCGAUGAGGGCAGUGUUGCGGCCCACCCCGUGGAGCCGACUCAGGAGACGAGGUCUCCGAUUCGACCUGGCCGGUCGGGGCCCCGCAGCUCAGGCUCUACUUCUUCGUCUCGACCGACGCCCUCUCCUUUGAAGGCCUCUCCUGGUGCUUCCUCGGAAGCGACUAAGGCGCAGAGGAGGCCAAGAGGAAACUUGCCCGCGGCCCCGGUCUUCGACGGGGACAAGAAGAAGGACCCGAAGUGCUUCCGGAAGUUCGUGCUGAAAGUAGACAGCUAUGUGGAGAUAGCCAAGAAUAUCAUCGACGAGAGCGAGAUAGGCUUGAGGCUCCACGCGGCUUUGGAAGGCGAUGCGGCGGACUACCUGGAGGACAUCCCUGCCAAGACUUUCGGCACCAAGGAAGGCUGGAAGGUGCUGCUUCGUGUCCUUAAGGAAAAGUUCGAUGAGCGAAGGAUGCACAAAGUGGGCAGCGCUAUGAAGGGCUUCUUUCGCCUCGACGUGGCCGGCAAGAGCAUGACGAUGAUCGAGGUUGCCGAUGCUAUGGACAAGGCGGCCCGACGUUGCAAAGAAGCCGGGCUAGUGAUACCCGACGAGGUGAUGGUGUACUUUCUCUUCGAGCACACCAACAGCAGCCUAGAGCGACAAGCCAACGUGCUCCUCCGCACCACGGGCGAGUACAACUGGAAGAAGGUGAAGCAAGCGAUCGAGCUCUUGUACCCGACGGUGCAGGUGCGCUCCGGACGGGAACCUGGACGAGACGGUCAUCGAGAUCAACGCGCCGGUGGUCGAGCAAGGGGUGCUCACGAGACAAGGUGGGAAUAUGAUCCCGACUGGCGUUUGCCAGCCAGUGGCGCGACUGAGGAGCAGGUCGCUAACUGGCUCCUCGACCACGACCCCGCGGAGAUGAUCGCCGAGCAGGACAUGGACGAGCUCCCCGAGGACCUGGCCAGGUCACUGCACUCCGUGAUGGCGACCCACCGCGAGAACAGGCAGAAGCUGGCCCGCGCAGUCCAAGCCCGCGGCUUCUACGUGAAUGGAGGCAAGGGCAAGAAGGGCUCGAAGGGCGGCGGUGGAAAAGGCCAGGGCAAAGGGAAAGCCAAAGGCGGAGGCAAAUCCUCCAAAGGCGGCGGCAAGACCCGCGGCGGCAUGACGCUCGAUGAGUUGAAGGCCGUUACCGUGUGCGGAGAUUGCGGCCAAAAAGGGCAUUGGCGUGGGGACGCAGCCUGCAACGCCAAGAAGGUCAACGAGGUUGCCCGACACGAAGCCGAAGACGACGAUGACGACGGCGGCGCCGACGGUCUGGAGGACUGGUAUGGCUACGGCGAGGAAGGCGACGAUGACCAAUGGAUGGCCGAGCGCUACGGCUACGUGGUUACCCGAGGCGUGCAAGCGGCCACCAGGACUAUGUCAUCGCCCCCGACGCCGCCGAUUACACGACCGACUCCGGCGUCUACGGCUUCCCCGGCGGCGGCCAAGAACGAAGCAGUCCGGCUGGCACGCGGCGUGAACAAGGUGCGGGCCAAGGCUGGACAGGCGAACGAGGUGACGGUCUCGGCCGUCGAAGAGGCACUGCGCUCAGACGAUUUCUUUGCCAGCGCGGAGGUGACGCGGCGCAUCAAGGAGGCGCACAAGCCGACGAUGAGCCGGAGCUCUGCGCCAGAGGCCGUCGAGAAUGCGAUGCGGUUCUUUGGCAUCGCUCCGGUGCACUCCGACGGUGGCCUUCGCGACUUCCUGCAGGACAGUGGCGGCAAGGACGACGAGACCAUCGACCUGGACAAGUUGAGGCGUACUUUCGCCGCGCGCCGAACGCACUGGAUUUUCUCCACCCACCGUGCGCUCCCCGAGACCGCGUACAACAAGGACUACUUGACCAUCGACACGGCGUGCGAGAACACGGUGGUUGGGAAAAGACUUCUUGACCGCGUCCUUCGGCGUUGGCAGGACGACUUUGGCCUGGUGCCGAAGGAGGAGGCCGAGAACGAGUUCUACUGCUUUGGCCCCGGCGAGCCCAAGCGAUCCACUAUGAGAGUGCAUUUGCCGAUCGGGCUCGGCGGCCAAGCGGUGGUGAUCUCUACUUCGGUCAUAGACGACAGCGACCUCCACGAGAUCCCCUUCCUGGCCGGACAGGAUUUCCUCACUUUCUCCAAGGCGGUGAUCGACAUGGGCGAGCGCCGCGUGACGUUCCCCGCUUUGGGUGGUGUGACGGUGCCCGCUCUACUUGAUGCCACGGGCCACCUGGUGCUUGAGCUUGAUGAUUUUCCCGAUGGUGGCUGGCCUGCCGGCCUUCGCCCCGACUUUUCGGCUUAUGCCGGCAUGAUCUUCGCAGGCACCGCCCGCACAGGGUGCCGUGAUGUUUCUCAAGGGCAACGUCUCACAGAGCCAGAGCCCUCCGCGGACCAGGAAAAGUACACGGACCUUCCUGUGAUUUCCGAGCGCGUGUCCCAGCAGCUGACCCACAAGUACGAGCCCAAUCUAGAUGACAUGAAUAGUGACUUGCAGCCCUUCAAGUGCACACUUCCUGUUGAUCAUUGGCAGUUUUGCGUGGACACUGGCAUGCAUGUACGACACCACCUUAGGCCACGGACUAGCCUCUUUGAGCUUCACGAGGUUGCCGAUGGUCCCGAGGCGAGGUGGUUACGAGGGGAACGGGUCACAAUCAUUCAUGGUGUCUCCGAGCCUUUGUGGGACCUUUGGGGCACGGGGGCACGAUUGCAGCAUCUUCCUGUCAGUUGGACUGGGAUGACUAUUUUUAUCAAUGCUGACGGUGCUUGGCCUCAUGACCUUCCUGUGGCUAGGGCGAGUUCUGCUGUUUCAGUCAAGGGCCCCAACGGUGACUUUGUUUUGGUACCGCCUGCUAGCUUGCUGCCGGUAGAGACCACUAAGAAGGUGUUGCAGUUUGACGUUGGAGCUCGAGGCAACAAGGACCCCGAGAUACCCGCCACAAGAAGGACAGGUGACUUCCAGAUGCCGUCGCAGUUUUUGGCUGAGCGCCCUCAAGAGCGAUAUCAUUAUGCAAGGGUGCUCAUGCUGUGCGACCAGAUCAGCCGCAUGGAGGUCUCCACCAACUUUGUGAGGAGCAUGCGGUUCCGAGCCCCGGCGCUGACGGCUUACGCCGAGGUCUUGGCCGAGGAGGAGACCCAGCACUUGUUGUCGGUGGCGCCCACCAACCAGAGGCUCCAGAGCAAGAAGCCGGUCAACCCGAACUAUCCGGUGAACCUCCACAUCUGCGACCACCCGGAGGACGCGAGCAGACGGCAUGGGAACAAACACGGGAGGUUUCGCGACUGCCUGCUGUGCGGCAUGGUCUUCAAGGCGAUGCCGGCCGACUACGUGGUGCCGAUCUCCGGGGACAAGGCGCAGCAAGCCGGGCGGCAAGGUGACGGACACGCCGGCGGGGAGAGCACGAAAGCGGAACUCAGCCGGCACGGGAUCCUCAAUAAGCUUGUCCGACUGCUAUUCGUGCUCGGCUCGUGCCUCUACAGCAGCGGCAUCCAGCGCCUCCCCGCCGACGAGCUGGCGACCAUAUCCCACAACGUCUUCGGCACCUCCGGCGGCGACACCUUCUUCGCGAACCGCGCCGGCCCCGCCUUUGCCCCUGACGGACAGGGAGCCGGAGCAACAGCAGGUGAUGGAGUGGGAGACGGUGUCCGUGUCCAGCACGGACGUCUGAAGCAGUUGCGGCCGGGACAGCGACGCCGCAUCGUUCACCGAGCUCGUGAAGCACUGGAGUCCAGCCGGGCCCAGAAGGACAUGGUGAGUCAGCGGGCCGCCCAGAGACCACGGCGACUUCUUCGGCGGCACCACGACCUCCUGGAGCUCUACUUGGACGAGGCCUGGCUGACCAAACGAGCUGUGGGACGCUGGGGGCUUCAAGCUAUGGAGCCGUUGAGCUUACUUCCUGGACGCGGCCAUGACCUUCGGCUUCCCUCUGGCCGUCGAUGGCUUCUGGAACGGCUCGAUGUCUGGGACCCCGGCUUGGUCUACAUGAGCUACCCAUGCCUUCGGUGGGCACCGUUGGCCAAACCGGUGGCCCAGGACGAGGAGGACGCAAAGGCCACAGGUGCAACUCUACGCGACAAGGAGCUGGACUUCUUAGCCUUUUGCGAGGCCGUGGCUGAAAGCCAAGCCCGACGAGGCGGUCACAUGGUGGUGUGCGCUCCUGUGCCCCUAUCGCAGUGGCCUGGGGGCCGCAUUGGCGGGUCCUACCACGAGGUGCUCCUCGACUUGCGGAAGUUGGUUGUCAACAACGGCGUGGUCGACAAGGCUGGGGACACAAAGAACGACGAGCAGCUGGUGCGACACUUGGUCUCGGACGUCUCUUUUGUGUCCUUCCUCUCGGAACUGAACCAGGGGCACAGCAACGACGCCGGGUUCGAGGAUGCCCUUUGCCGGGCCUACUGGGACCUCUUCGUCGCGGACUCCUUUGGCACGACCCUCGACUACGACAUCGAGUUGCGAGCGGGGACUGGCCAUCGGAAAGUGUACUUUGUGCGCGCCAACGAGGACGAAGAUAAGUGGAAGCCUGUGCUAGAGCAAGCCCUGGAGAUCCUUGGCCGCAAGGUACAGCACAACAUCUUCCUUGACCCAGAGACCGACCUCUACAAGAAGAUCGUCGAGCUGGUGCCUUGGGAGAUACACAACGUGCAAAUAGCCUACCUACCCAAGGCUAAGCGAGUUCGGCCAGGGUUGGAGCGAGACCAUAGGCUCUCGGUCAUCAUGCACAACGACGACACGAUCACGAUCGAGCAGGAGGAGCUACCGAACGUACAGGCACCUCGCGAACGUUUUGUCCUACCUGCACGUGUCGGCGUCUUCGUGCUUGGCCGCGCGCCCGGUGAACCAGGGGCCGCGGUGCCCGCUGCUCAGCAUGGGGUGCAACGACUUCCUCCACAACCUGGCGAAACCGCAGAGGACCCCGAGCUCGAGAUCAUGCAGGAGAUCGGGCUCGUCCGGGAUGACUACUCGGAUGAGGUCUGGUUCGUGGGCCCUCCUCUGACUGCAGAGCAAAAGAAGUUGGCACCUUUUGUGGUGAAGGCCCACCGGAACCUUGGACAUCCCCGGGCCGAGGACCUUACGAGAGCUUUGGCCCAGAACGCAAAGGUGCAGCCGGAGGCCGUGACUUUGUCCAGGCGGCUCCGCUGUGCCACUUGUGAACGUACCAAACGUCCUCUACCACCAAGGCCUGCUUCCUUCAAGGUGCUCGGCUCCUUCAACGACCGCGUGUGCCUUGACCUGGUGCACUUGAGAGACGCCAAGAACCAACCGCAUUGGUUUUUGCACGUACUGGAACCCAACGGGAGCUUCAACGUCUUCUACCCGAUCAACAGCCGGGAGCCCGCCCACGUGCUGGAAGUAUUCACCAACGUCUGGAUGAGUUGGGCCGGGCCCCCUACACGAGCCUGGCUGGAUCGAGACGGGGCGUUUGAAGCUGAGUUUCUUGAUCGACUACAAGCACUGGGUACAGAAGUAGACAAUCCGGCGGCUGAAGCUCACUGGCAAGCCGGCGAGGUGGAGUCCUUCAACCGCGCUUUCAAAUACGUGGCGGUGAAGCUGAUCGACGAGAAGCAGCUCGCCGGACCCCUGGAGAUGAAGCUCCUCGCCGCCGAGGUAGGACAGUGUAUGAACGAGAAAGUCAGAACUUCGGGUUGCUCGGCCUACCAAUGGGUAUUCGGAAAAAACCCACGGGUCCCGUGCGACCUGCUGUCCCCAGACGGCAAGCUCGAGGCUCUUCAAGGUCUUGACCAUGAUUCAGAGCUACGUCUUCGCGCUUGGAUCAGGUCGCAGGCUGACGGCAAGUUGGCUGAGUUCAGGACCAACGAGGCCUUACGCAACGCCGUGAUCAGGAUGCCCAGACCACCGAGGCAUCACUAUGAACCUGGCGACUUGGUGGCCUUCUGGCGGAACGCCAAAACACGCCGGGGAAAACGAGUUCCCCCCGGGUGGUUUCGUGCCACCGUGAUAGGCCCUCACAAAGGCGACGCAAGCCAAAGCAAUUUUUGGGUUACUUCGGGCGGUCGUUGUGUGCUCGUUUCCAAGGAGCAGCUGCGGCCAGCUUUCGGCACAGAGCUCUGGCGGGUUCAAGAGCGCGACCUCGAGAACGUGAUCCAGAUGCCCCCCGACCGGUACUACGACGAGGUCGGCGAAGGCCCCGCCGAGGACGACGCCACCGCCGAACAGCCGGGAGAGGUCAUGCCGAUGUACGAGGCCGAAGCGGACGAGUCCUGUGACUAUUCCCCUUCCAUGCCUGAAGAAGAAGGAGAACGAAGCCAGGACGAAGGAGACGGCGCCGAGGGAGGCGCAGCCGCGCCCUCUAAAGAUGGUUCGGACCGGACACAGCCCUCUCCAACAGCGGCGCCAAGGGCUACGACCGCAGCUCCUGGAACCCCUGUGGCGCACCUCUUCGACAACCAGCAGUGGCGGCAGAGACCAGACAACGAGGAGGCACAAGAACCGGAAAGCAAGAAGCCUCGGCUCGAACAAGAAGAGGCCGUAGCGUCUGCUCUUGAAGCUCACCGACGUUCCGGUCCCUACCUGCCGCUCACCUUCGAGGAGAAGUUCGCCAACCCCAGGGACAAGUUCGCCAAGGAGGUCUUCUACGCGAAGAAGUACGUGAGCUCUGCUUGGGUCACUCGCAAGGACCAGAAGGCACUGGAGAAGGAGAUCCCUCGGCAUCUUAUCCCCGAGGACCAGCAGCACUUGUAUGAGGAGGCACGCCAGAAAGAGUGGAACACUUGGAAAAAGUUCGAAGCUGUGAGGCCACUCGACCUGCAAGCGAGCCAAUGGGUGGAACAAUACGUCGAUCCUUCCCGCGUGCUCAAAACCAGGUUUUGCUACAGGAACAAGAACGCGGCUUACCCUUGGAUGGAGGUCAAAGCUAAGGCUAGACUAGUUUGUCGAGGAGACCAGGACCCAGAUCUCCUGACUCUGCGUCGGGACGCCCCGACUUUGACAAGGGUUGGCCUCAUGAUCAUCCUUCAGGUUGCCGCUUCCUUUGGCGAUUUCUUCCUCUUCAACAGCGACAUCACUGGUGCGUUUUUACAAGGCAGCCAGGAGCUCUCGAACCGCAAGGAGCAGUUGUUUCUCAAACAACCGGCCGAAGGGCUCCCUGGGUUACUGAAAGGGCAGAUCCUACUGGUGAUCCGCGGCAUCUUUGGGCUGGCGAACUCACCACGGCUCUUUUGGCGACACCUUCGCGACACUUUGCUGCGGCUCGGUUUCGUCCAGAGCUGUCUGGAUAAGGCUCUGUUCAUGUUCUACCGUGCCGGUAGACUGGUGCUCAUCCUGGGCACCCAUGUCGACGACCUGAUCGGUACCGGCCAGCCAAGGACAGCCGACGACAUCCUGGAACAGGUCAAGAAGGAGUUCGACUUUGGUGCCUGGGCCGACAGCCGAACCGAGCCUGUGUUGGAAUACGGUGGCAAACAGAUUCGCAAAGUCAACGGCAAGGUUGAGCUCAGCCAGGAGAAGUUCAUCAAGGCCUUAGCUGUGGAGCCAAUCCCUCGGUGGAGGACAGUGACACCCAACGCCGAGCUUCUGCCGAAGGAGCUAACCGAACUUCGUUCCGGCGGCGGGUGCUUGCACUGGCUCACAGGACAAACGAGGCCAGAUCUCGCUGCUGCAACCUCCCUGGCUAUGUCGGGGAAGCCAACUGUGUCCCACUUGCAAGAGGUGAACCGCUUGCUGAAGGACGCCAAGGCCUCUGAGGACUGGAAGUUGACUUUCGCUCCAGUACCGUUGCAGACUGCGAGGAUCGUUGCUUACACCGACGCUAGCUGGGCCAACCACGAGGACUUGCGUUCCCAGGCCGGCUACCUGGUGUUCGUGACGGGCCAGAACGUCUUCACCGUCGAGGGCGACAGCGCUUCACUGGUGGAGUGGCGCUCCCACCGCAUCCAGAGGCGGUGCCGCAGCACUUUGGCUGCAGAGACAAUGUCUAUGGACGCCGGCUUCGACGCAGCAAUCUUCGUACGUGAGCUCUUGGCCGAGGCUUUGCUCGAAACGUACCGGCCCACACAAAGCGGCCGACUUCCUGAGUGGUUCUUGCCGCCCCACGUGGUCACAGACUGCCGCUCUUUGUACGACUUGGUGACCAAAGACGGGCCCCUAGGAGCUACUCAAGAAAAGCGCUUGACUCUGGACAUCGGCGCUAUCCGUGAAUCAGCCGAAGAGCUAGACCGCGACUGUGAGAAUCUCAAGGAAACCUUCCGCUGGGCAGACUCCGCGAGCCAACUCGCCGACCACUUGACCAAGAAGAAGCCCAGCUGGCAGUUGAGGGACGCUCUAGGCCUUAACCGCUUGAGCCUCAAGAAAGUUGAGCCUGCAGAUACGAAAUCAAAUCCGUGA
Messenger RNA from Symbiodinium sp. CCMP2456, 8439 nucleotides. NCBI's taxonomy places the organism in Eukaryota, Dinophyceae, Suessiales, Symbiodiniaceae. The record is from the annotation of a GenBank genome assembly.